Molecule: messenger RNA, 2301 nt
Organism: Caenorhabditis bovis
Lineage: Eukaryota; Metazoa; Nematoda; Chromadorea; Rhabditida; Rhabditidae
Source: the annotation of a GenBank genome assembly
AUGUUUGCAGAGAAUUGGUUCGAUUUGCUUUGUGACACUCAUUGUGUUGAACCGCAAGCGCGCUCCAUUGUGAAUGGUCCUACACCGGCGUCUUUCCAACGCUCAACACAAUACACGCUUCAUGGUAUGUUCACCAUUUGGAAAGCAUCAACGAUAAUUUUGAUAGGACAAUGCUAUUCACAAUUCGUCGCACCUCCUACACGACCGAUCAAUUUAUGGGAUCCAUUUGGUGAAUCGACAACAGAAGAACCUCCCCAUCAGGGUUUGAAUAAAGAUGAAGUAGUGGUUCGCCUUCCUCUUGGAGAUAUCGUUGGAAAGGAAGUGAAACUUGAAAAUUUACCUUGGACUGCAAACAAGGACCCUACAGAAGAACUGCCAAAGGAUGGGACGCAUUUCGAUCCAAAUCCUCUUUUGGCAAAUAACACCGUCACCGUUUUUACAUUCUUGGGUGUUCCUUACGCAGAACCACCAACAUCACAAAGAAGAUUUAAGCCACCACAACAAUUAACAGCAUUUCCUGGAAAACAACCGUUUUUGGCAUUUAAUUUUGCAGCCACCUGCGCUCAAGAUGUUGAAAAGCGACCGGUUCCGGUUGUGGAUCACGCUUAUCCAUUUAUUGUCGACGAGGAUUGUCUGUAUUUAAAUAUUUUCUCACCAGAUAUAUCCAGAAAUUCGCGUGUUCAGUAUCCCGUGCUUGUAUUUUUCCAUGGUGGAAAUUUCCAGACGGGAUCUGCAAAUGAAUGGCCAGCUCAUGGACUUGCUUCCAGAGGAAUGGUCGUAGUUACAGUUAACUAUCGGCUUGGAGCGUUCGGGUUCAUGAGUAUGGGAGAUUCCGACACUGGCAAUUACGGAAUUCAAGAUCAGAAACUUGCCUUAGAGUUUGUUCGAGAUCAUAUAGCUUCUUUUGGAGGAGAUCCACAAGCAGUAACCGUUGUUGGACAUGAUGCAGGCGCAGCUUCCAUUGGAUAUCAUAUGCUCUCGCCAUUUUCUCGUCAUCUCUUCCGAUCUGCCGCGAUGAUGUCUGGUGCUGAAGUUUCCUAUCAUUCAUACAUCGGAAAACCCGCUCUGGCAUUCAACAACACAAUCAAGCUUGGUAGAUACUUAGGAUGCUCACAGAGCGAACCGCAACAUGUUUGGGAUUGUAUUCUGACAAGAUCUACAAACGAUAUUGUCUAUGCCACGCAGACGAUUCCUGUCGAAUUCAACAGAUAUUUAUUUAUGCCAACUGUUGAUGGCAGAUAUCUUCCAGGGAAUCCGUACUGGAUUCUAUUGAACGCUCCAACCGGCGACACCUCUGUUAUGAGUCCAGUACCACUGUUGAUAGGAAUGAAUGCUCAAGAUGGAAGUGAAGUUGUUUUAGAAGAUCGGCGAAUGGGAGAAUUCAGUCAGUUCGAACUAAUUGACCAGGAAUACAUGAAAAGCUUCACAUUGGAAUACUGCUUCCGGCAUAAUUACACAAUGAAUCGUGAAGCGACUGCUGCUGCUAUCUUAUCGAAAUACACUUUCUGGCCGGAUCGAGCCGACGUCUGGGCUAUUCGGGAAAACUUUGUGCAGCUUGCGACUGAUGCUUACUAUACCGCCCCAAUGCAGCUAUCAGCGCAUCUUCAUUCCGCUUCUGGAUCUCGAGUUUUUCAAUACGUCAACAAUUACAACUUCAGUAAACAACAUCCAGAGAUGGAGUACGUUCCUGAUUGGAUGGGUGUCUGUCGUGAAUGCGAUCUUUAUCUUCUCUUCGGUUACCCAUUCCUUCCUGACGAGUUGAGACCCAUGGCCCUAAAAGGAAUCAAUUUUACUGAAAUUGAUAGAAAUGCCAGCAGAACUUUCUCGAAUAUUUUUAGACGAUUCACAUUAUACCAAAAUCCGAACUUCCUCUAUGAUGGAAGCUGGGAUGCUUACGAACCGCGCCGACAUUGGUACAUGAACUUCAAUUAUACAACGAAAGACGAUUGGAAAAUACCCGGAACGAAAGGGAGGGAUUAUCGCUACGAAGAUGUCGCAUUCUGGAAUGAAUAUAUUCCAUCGUUGGUGAACUACAUGACGACCACGUUCUCGCCGGAAAACGUUGCUUAUCGACGAGAGAUAACAGUGUUUAUGUGGGUUACUGGAGUAAAUGUGAUGAUUAUUUGCCUGCUCAUCGUUCUGGCUGGUGCCUUCGGUUAUAUGGUGUUUGGUAAUCGCGAAGAAGAUCGGAAAAUUGAGCGAGAAUGCAACCAACUGGUUGAAUAUCGUGAUACGUUCAAUUCCGACGCUACAAUGUCUGAACGAACAAGAUCUCCAAGAUCAAGGCUUACUAAUUUAUAA